Molecule: messenger RNA, 1410 nt
Organism: Thalassophryne amazonica
Lineage: Eukaryota; Metazoa; Chordata; Actinopteri; Batrachoidiformes; Batrachoididae
Product: dual specificity mitogen-activated protein kinase kinase 2-like
Biological process (GO): protein phosphorylation
Molecular function (GO): protein kinase activity; ATP binding
Source: RefSeq, a predicted model, not a curated record
AGCUAAGUAUCCUCAGUAUAUCAACUAGACAGCUGAGAAUAAAGAGCUAAAACGGCAAUGUAUUUGCUCCGAAUGUCUUAAAUACAUAGUACUUCCAAACGCCACGUCGACAUGAUAAGAUUUUUUUGUCAAACAGCUGAGUGACAUGUUCUACUCACUUUGCUAACGUUAGCUGCUAACAGGCGUUCGGAGCGGUUCCUCUUGCUUUUUCCGACCAACUUUGGAACAAGGUUAAAGAUAAAUUGUCGGCUCGCCGCAGGUCGGGACAUCGUUACUUUAAAGCGUUUAGGUUUAGAUCGGCCAGCUGCCGGUGAAAUGGCUCCAAAGAAAAAGCCCGUUCCGCUGAACAUAACGCCGAUCGGAGAAGGACAGGCCACCGCCAACAGCCUGGACGCUGCGUCCGAAGCCAACCUCGAGGCCUUACAGAAGAAACUGGGUGAGCUUGACUUGGAUGAACAGCAGAGGAAACUGGAAGCCUUCCUCACACAGAAAGCUCAGGUCGGGGAGUUGAAGGAUGAGGAUUUUGAACUCAUUUGUGAGCUGGGUGCUGGUAACGGAGGAGUAGUUGGCAAGGUCCGCCACAAACCGUCAGGAUUGGUCAUGGCUCGGAAGUUGAUUCACCUGGAAAUCAAGCCUGCCAUCAGGAACCAGAUUAUCAGAGAGCUGCAGGUGCUCCAUGAAUGCAACUCCCCCUACAUUGUGGGAUUUUAUGGGGCCUUUUACAGCGACGGAGAAAUCAGCAUCUGUAUGGAGCACAUGGAUGGUGGAUCCUUGGAUCAAGUCCUGAAGGAAGCCAGAAGAAUCCCAGAGGAAAUCUUGGGAAAAGUUAGCAUAGCUGUAUUGAGGGGGUUAGCCUACCUGAGGGAGAAGCACCAGAUCAUGCACAGAGAUGUCAAGCCCUCCAACAUCCUGGUCAACUCUCGUGGGGAGAUCAAGCUGUGUGACUUUGGUGUGAGCGGCCAACUCAUAGAUUCCAUGGCCAACUCCUUGUGGAACGCGCUCGUACAUGUCGGCCAUGGCUCCUGCCCGACAUUUUGGCUCUACCUGCUCUCCUCUGACGUAGUUUCUGUGUUUGUCAACAGCCGGAGAGACCUGCAGGGCACUCACUACCUCUGUUCAGUCAGACCGUGUGGAGCAUGGGUCUGUCUCUGGUGGAGCUGGCAAUUGGCCGCUACCCCAUUCCCCCACCAGACGCAAAAGGAACUGGAGGCCAUCUUUGGAAGGGCAGUUCUAGAUGGAGCUGAGGGAAGCCUUACAUCAACAUGCAGAGACCCAGACCACUGGCAGGCCCGAAGCGGUAUGAAACGUGACACAAAUGCAAAAACAUGGGUGACCUUCAAGAAAAAAAAGGGCAGAUCUGGAGCUAAUAAGUUUGUUACAGAGAAACAGGUGUCUGCUUCAUCACUCUGA